UGGUUUUGGCUCGCUCCUCCCUUCCUGGCAAGAUGGCGGCGCCCGCCUGCAGUGCUCCGGGCCUCUGGGUCCGGCGUACCGGGCGGCGUUUUGGGAGUCUCUUCACUCUCAGCCCAAAGCCGUUUCGUUCCGCCGCUGCUGCCUCUAGGCCCUUGGAUGCCCAGCGAUUAGCGGAGAGGCUCCGAACCCAGAAACAGGAACAAAAGACGAAGAAGGAGCCGGUGCCCACAAACCCUGUUCAGCGGAGAGUGCAAGAACUAGUGCGGUUCACACAGCAGCUGCAGCGGGUCCACCCCAACGUACUUGCUAAGGCGCUGAGUCGAGGGAUUAUCCACCAGGACAAGGACCUUCUGGUCAUCAAUAAGCCCUACGGUCUCCCUGUGCAUGGUGGCCCUGGGGUCCAGCUCUGCAUCAGUGAUGUACUGCCCAUCCUGGCAAAGAUACUUCAUGGCCACAAGGCAGAUCCCCUUCAUCUGUGCCACCGGCUAGACAAGGAAACUACAGGCGUAAUGGUGUUGGCUUGGGAGAAGGAAGUGGCACACCAAGUCCAAGAGUUGUUUAGAACCCGUCAGGUGGCAAAGAAGUACUGGGCCAUCACUGUGCGCGUCCCGGUGCCCUCAGCAGGAGUCGUGGACAUCCCCAUCAUUGAGAAGGAGGUGCAGGGCCGGCAGCACCACCACAAGAUGACGCUGUCCCCGAGCUACCGCAUGGACAGUGGGAAAAUGGUGAGAGUACGGAUGAGGCGCAACGCGCAUGUGGCUGUGACUCAGUACCAGGUGCUGAGCAACACUCUCUCCUCCGCCCUCCUGGAGCUCCAGCCUGUUACUGGGAUAAAACAUCAGCUUCGAGUUCACCUGUCAUUUGGGUUGGAUUGCCCAAUCCUUGGUGACCACAAGUACUCGGACUGGAAUAGGCUGGCCCCCCAGAAGCUGUCUGUUGGCACCCUGAAGAAGCUGGGGCUGCAGCAGUCCAAGGCUCGCCACAUCCCCCUUCACCUGCACGCCCGCCAGCUGAUCCUGCCUGCCCUGGGCUCCAGGAAGGAGGAGCUCAACUUGGUCUGCAGGCUUCCUCGCUACUUUGUACGUUCCCUGAACCGUCUGGGCUUAGAGAUUCCAAGUCAGGAUCCAAAUGGGAACGAUGAUGCUGGACAUCUGGGAGCACAGUAAAGACCGUUGGGCUGUUUGGCCUGUAAAUUUUUCGCUUUGUUUAAUGGAUUCUGGUAACUCCUCACUUGAGACAGACUCCAGAAGAGCCAGCCAGGUAUGAUAAGUUGAAGAAACCCAGCUGCUUCUCCUUUUAUUGGAAACUAAAGUCUGUUUACCGAUACUUUGGCCCCACGCUGGAAGAGCCUGCAGAAGUCUUCCUGCCUUGGGGCCCCCUUGCCGAGAUGGAGGAGAGCCCAGGACCAGGUAGACUGGGUCAGUAAUUGGAAAAGGAGAACUAAAGCACAGGAUCUGUGAUCAGGAACUGUUUCCAUCUGACAAUAAAGCUUGAUCUAUCAGGAAGGUUCUCUCCUGUGGCUGGAAAGAGCAUGAUGGUUCUCUAACGUAGAGAGAAAUCCAGAAGUGGUUAGCUGCUGUCUGCAUGGAGCCGCAGGAGCUAUUGCAGACCUUUCUGCUCCGCUCGUGUCGUCCUGGGUUUUAGAGGCCCCUUGGUAGGGUGCAGGGAUCCUCCCCAGCUCCGGCACGGGAGCCUGACUGCACUAGUGACGGAGCCGGGAGGGGGUGCUGAUAAGCAAGGAAAGCAGGUGUGAAAGGUGAGGUGGGCAGGGGACAGGCUGUGCGGGGUGCACUCACGCUGUCCACAGAAGGCAGCUGUGGCCUCCGGCUUGGUGUUGCUCUGUGGGAACAGGUUUUCCAGUUUAUUUUCGAGAGUCAGGAAACCUGGAUGUUUGUGUGAAAUCCCCCAUUACAUUGCUAACUAAAUCAGAGUUUAAAGAGACACUGAGGCAGCCGUGCAGAUCGUCUUUGCAGGGUGCAUUUCGUCUGCAGGCUGUUUGUAACCUGUGUCUAAAGAAUGGAGUAGAGACUUGGGGGAAGGUGCCAUCUGGAAGUUCUGGAUCAGUUCUUGGUUUUGGCUGCAUGUAGUCUCUGCCCUUUCUAGACUCGGCGGGGGCGGGGGGGUGGGGGUGCUUCAGUUACCUGUGAGUGUGUGGUUAUGAGGCUGCUCCCAUUUUUUAAAGCUUAGCUUAGGAGGCAAGCCUCCUGUUCUCGAGUCUCAGGAAGGAGAUGGCCAUGCUGAACACCACUAGGGAUGGCCGUUCUCCUGGCCUCCCUGCUCAGCUGUCCAGCUAGCUCCCAGCUUGUUUCUUUUGUUUUCUUUUUGUUUUUUUUUGUUUUUUUUUUUGAGGAAGACUGGCCCUGAGCUAAUAUCCAUGCCCAUCUUCCUCUACUUUAUAUGUGAGAUACCUGCCACAGCAUGGCUUGACAAGUAGUGCCCUGUCUGCACCAGGGAUCCAAACCAGCAAACCCCGGGCCACCGAAGCGGAACGUGCGCACUUAACUGCUGCGCCACUGGGCCAGCUCCCCGCUUUGUUUCUUGCAAACAGAUACACCCCUGUUACUGUGGGCUGAGUUGAGAAAAGUGGGAGGGAGAGCACAGCAGGGGAAAGCCCUGAGGGCAGCCCUUCCCUGUCCCCAUGGUACCUGUUCCCAUGCAUGAUGGAUUUAACUUCAGAAGCACCAAUGAGAUAACUGUAUUUGUUUAUACAAGGCCUAAAUAUUUUGGCUGUUUCUCUUUCUAGUAAACCACACUGGUCAAGACAAAGGUGACACUUAGAAGAUAUCGGUAGUUGACUUUGAUUUGGGAAGACAAAUGAAGGGGACCCCUAGUCUUGUGAGUGUUUGGAGAAACCCCAGGUACCCAGGGAACCACCCCAGAGGAACUAGGCAGCAGCCCACGCAAUCUGGAGGGAGGGCAGCCCAGGACCGCGGGUGUCAGCUGGGGAAGGGGACGGCCUGUGGAAAUCUGCUCAGAGGGCUCAGAGCUGCUGCAGGGUGGGGGCAGCGAGGAGUGGGGACACUCUGCCUUCUCCUGUCUGGGUUUUCUUGGUCUUGCUGGGUAUAGUAGCUAUCCUUAAUCCUUGAAAAUCAUCUGAGAACUUUUACUUCGGGUCAGUGUGGCCUGAGAAGCUGGGGUUACACAGCAAGGGAGGCUGGAAUGUGCCUAAAAUGAAAUACUAGUUAGAGCCACUGAAAAGAUUGGAUUUAGUAGUAAGUCAUAUAAUUAGUGUGAAAGUGGUUUUUCAUUCUUUUUGUUAAAGUUCUACAUGCACAUGAUUAAAAAAAUCAAGAACAAAA
Equus caballus (horse) is the source of this 3299-nucleotide messenger RNA. RefSeq names its product RNA pseudouridine synthase D4 (gene RPUSD4). Lineage: Eukaryota; Metazoa; Chordata; Mammalia; Perissodactyla; Equidae. The record is from RefSeq and is a predicted model, not a curated record. Gene Ontology annotation, molecular function: pseudouridine synthase activity; RNA binding. Gene Ontology annotation, biological process: enzyme-directed rRNA pseudouridine synthesis.